AUGAUCUUCGAGGGCAUCGGUAUCGAUCUUCACUUCCUCUUCGAGGGCCACUCCAACUCGCGCGAGGUGGCCGAAAUCUUCCAACAGUACCACCAUGCUGGUCAGCGGGUCGUUCCAGAACGGUCCACCCGGCUCGGUCUCUUUCGCAUCCAAGAAACCUCUCGCGUGGUUACCGACUACGGCCAGCAGCCCAUGGGCAACUCUCGGGUGGAUGCGCUUACGUUCCAGGUGACGCAUGGUAGCAAGGCUCGUCACAACCUGGUCCGCGUCUGGCGUCACUCCGACGAGGAGCCCCCCGUCGCCGACGCAUCGAAGUGCGACUUCGUGACAUUCCGGGCGAUCAGCCGCGAGAACGGCACGGGAGAAGCACGGGUGAUUUGCGAGGCCCAACCGAUCGAGUUUUCGUAUCGCCAUACAUCACUUUGGAUCGAUGCGGGCUUCGUCAACGAGGUUCCCGAGUGCGACAUCGAGGUCCUUGUGGAGAGGCCGGCUCUGAAGCAGAACGUUACGGUCAGGUUUGUCUAUCAGAGCCAGGACGAUGCGUCGAUGGUCACCCCCUUCCCGGGCGUCCCCCUGUCCGACGAUGGCCUUUCAUAUCGAGACGACGCAAGCAACAUCGCUGUAGGCAGCCAGGCAGAGCGCCAGCUUCGCCAGUUCAUCGACGCCUUCAUCUCCCGCCGGAACUUGGCCAGCUACGGCUUCCGCAUUGCCGAAGAUAGCAACAACAUCGACGGACAUGAAGAUGCACGUCACGCAGGAUCCAUCAGCGCCCCUGCAACCCAGACUUGCAUGACGUCCUCGGCAGCAGGCCUCCUGACCCCCGACCUCUCCGGCCCUGGCUUGCCCCGUCGUGCAGGGUCGAUGAAUCCGGAGAACGCUCCUGAUCAUGCAGUCGCGCAGUCAGCCGCAGGUCGGUCGAGCCGCGACUUCCAGCUUCCCGGCGACGCUUCGUUCGUGGCGCCAACAAGCCCUCGUGGAUGGACCGGUGCUUGGAGCCGUAUCACCAGCAUCGCCAAUCACAUUUCGCCGACGCGUGCAGCUUCACUUCCUCCCGCCGCCCCUUCUGCCCAGACUGCGUCGGAUCCCUUCCAGCCUGUCCCUGCGCCGGCUCCACCCCACGAAGAGGCUGUGAUGGAGGGCUCGGCCAACGAAGGUCGUGUUCAGGACUCUUUGGAUGGCAACAACGCUCAGACCAUCGACUCGCAAAGCAUGGAUGUGGGAGGACAAAGCAUCCGACAUGGACUCGAGCAGUUGCUCGACGGAAUCGACUCGAUCCUCGGAGACGCACUCGAAAACAUGAAUUCGCACGGCACCAUCGACGGCUGCGGUCUGCCUGCUCCUUCCGGUGUUGUGGGCGAUGCAACGGCGGCCAGCAACGAUAUGGACGUGGGAAGCAGUACCACUGCCGAACAGAUGCCAGCAGCGCAGGGUGACAAGGCUGCUCGCACCAUCGGCGACGGCUCUGCCCCCGAGCACCAGGACGCAAUGUCCGACGCAACUCCCGAGCAGGCCGCUGCUCACGCCCUUCUGGUUAUUUCGGACUCUCUUGAGGGACAGAGCGCUGCCACUGAUAGGCCUGCGGUCUCCACUGCGCAGGACGUCGAUAUGGAGGAUGGCGAAGCUGCCUCGAAUGACAACCGUCCUGACACGCAUGGCAAUGCCCCCGCCGUAGGAGUAAUUCAGGCGGAGAACAAUGUCAACAUGGCCGAUGCUACGCAAGAUGACUUCACCAUUGUUUCCUGCACCCGACGCACCGAUGCGCAAGCAGGCGGAGCAGCGCCUUCCACAGCCGCCAUGCCUGCAGACAACGAGUCGCUGGCUGGAUCCGAAGUGCCUCUCGCCAGCCGCACUGGACUCUUGACCGUGGAGGCACUGCAGGCGAUCCAGGAGUUGGCCCUCGUUCCUUCGCGUGCGGGCAGUGCGCGUGGACCUCCGAGCGAUGCAAGUGGAUCUAUCACGCUGCGCCGACAUGGACGCCACUCUCGGAGCCCGGCGCUCUCCACCUCGUCGCGCUCGCACCGAGGCUUCAACCCCACCACGGAGCGCUUGGGCCAGAUCUACGAGUACCUCGUGGCGAAGGUGAUGCAGGACGAAAGCCAGGAUUCGGCCAAGUGCAACGCGAUCGCGGAGAAGCGUAAUCAGAAGGAAAGUGAACUCGAGGCGGCGCGCUUGCGCAUCCUGGUCGAGAAGGAACGAUAUAAAGCCCAGUACGACGUGGCACACAAGGAGCUCGAUCUGAAGCGCGACACGAUGCGCCUGCUGCGUGCGCAGUACAAGGGCCAAGCAGGCUUUUCGCGCUUCUUGGCCAAGAUCGGUGUGGGCUCGCGCGCGGGUAGCGACCGACGCAGCCGCAGCCGCAGCCGCGAGACCACGCCGCGAGCUAUCACUUCACGAGCUGCCAGUCGUCAGGCCACUCCCACCGUCGUUCGCGCCACCCCGAAGCCCGAGCCAAUCGAUCUGACUGGCGGCGAUGAUCUGCAUGCUGGCUCUGGCGCACGCGCUGGACGUCGUGCAGCAUCCAUCGCACGCAGCCUUGGCGGCACUCUCGCUUCGCAGCAAACCCAGUCGGUCAUCAAGGUGGGCGACGUGAGCGAUCUCAUGCAGCCGUCUCCGGUCGAGCCCAAGCGCGGCGGUAGUGUUGUGGCCGGUACAAGUGGAAGUCAGCAUCGCUCGAAGCACGUUGGUGGAGUCGGCAACCAGAUUGGCGAGUGGCGUCAUUCGGUCCCAGCCUCGCCUCGCACCAGUCGGGCGCCUACGCCGGCAGCCGCAUCUCAGGCGUCUACGUCGCGCGGUCCGAGCGGCAGUAUCGACGAUCCGAUCGACUUGUCGGGCAGCCGCCGUCCGGCGCGAUCCAAUGGCACGAUUGUGCUCGACUCGGGCUCUAGGCGCGCGGCUUCGUCGCGAGCGUCCAGCAUUGUGCCGCCCGACGCCCCGCUGUUUUCGCCUGCUCGCAGCGUGCGCGAGUCCUCCGCAGCCACCGGCAUCACCACGCUCUUCUAG
Molecule: messenger RNA, 3000 nt
Organism: Moesziomyces aphidis
Lineage: Eukaryota; Fungi; Basidiomycota; Ustilaginomycetes; Ustilaginales; Ustilaginaceae
Source: the annotation of a GenBank genome assembly